AAACCCCGCCCCUGGGCUGGGUCCUGACCCGCCUCAGCGCAGGCCUUUCUCCGGGUGCGGUGCGGAGCGGGGCCUGCAGGGGUGGGGUGAGGAGGGCGGAGACUGCGGCCUGCCCGGCGCGGGCCUCCUGGUCCGGGAGCUGUCCAGCCGCUACGCACUUGCCCGCCCCGCAAGCCUUCCCGUCUCCGUUUGGACCCUCCAGGGGCGUCCAUACAGCGCACCCUGACGGGCUCACCCCGACUGCGCGAUCCACCCCUGUGGCCCCAGAUCCAAGAUGUCCAGUCCCCUGGAGCAGGCGCUGGCUGUGAUGGUCGCCACCUUCCACAAGUAUUCUGGCCAAGAGGGUGACAAGUUCAAGCUGAGUAAGGGGGAGAUGAAAGCACUUCUGCACAAGGAGCUGCCCAGCUUUGUUGGGGAUAAGGUGGAUGAGGAGGGCCUGAAGAAGCUGAUGGGUGACCUGGACGAGAACAGUGACCAGCAGGUGGACUUCCAGGAAUACGCUGUUUUUCUGGCCCUGGUCACUAUCAUGUGCAACGAGUUCUUCCAGGAUGCCCCAGACCGGCUGUGAAGCGGGGGUCCUGCUUGGCCACGGCCCUCCUGGACCCACGAGGACUCUAGCUACCCCUUUUGUACCCAAUAAACGUUUCUGUUGAUCAUGUUUUAAUUGCUCAGUGACGCCCCAUCCCCUGGCUGGCUGAGUUGGGUUGCUGGACAAUAAGAGCAUCCUUAGAUCCCACCCCUCUGGGCUCUGACUCUUCUGGAAAUCUCCGCAAGGCCAGAGCUGCACCUCAAGUCCCAGAGUUUGGCAUUUCAAAUACCGGUAAAAAUUUGAGAUAGUUUGCUAAUAUUUUUUUUCCAAAUAAAGUUAUUAAAAAAGGCAAA
Molecule: messenger RNA, 882 nt
Organism: Mustela erminea (ermine)
Lineage: Eukaryota; Metazoa; Chordata; Mammalia; Carnivora; Mustelidae
Gene: S100A2
Product: S100 calcium binding protein A2
Exons: 3
Coding region: 275-568 (97 amino acids)
Biological process (GO): endothelial cell migration
Cellular component (GO): cytoplasm
Molecular function (GO): calcium ion binding; transition metal ion binding
Source: RefSeq, a predicted model, not a curated record